Entamoeba invadens IP1 is the source of this 588-nucleotide messenger RNA. RefSeq lists its product as hypothetical. The transcript is spliced from 3 exons. NCBI's taxonomy places the organism in Eukaryota, Evosea, Mastigamoebida, Endamoebidae. The annotation marks the transcript as partial. The record is from RefSeq and is a predicted model, not a curated record.
AUGUGCAUGAUAUUUCUCAGUCUAGUUGUCCUGAGUGCUUCUCGUAUGCCUUUUCUGAGACGGCAACAAUCAAAAUUUUCGAUGCAAUAUGAAAAGAAAGCGGAUAGUACUCUUUCUAUGUUAGAAACUAACGAGCUUUAUGUGAAAAGUAAUAUUGAGAAUGAAAUGAACGUUUUUACUAUUACAAAUCCAUCCGCUUCGACUUAUUGCCAAAAAGAAAUUACAGACCAAACAUCAGUGGAUAUCGUCAUUCCUUUCAAGCAACUGAACGGCGAUGGCGCUGUUAGUGUCAUUUUAUCAGACAAACAAAACGACUUUUCUUCAAAACAUGAAGGUACGGGAUUCGAAAUUACACUCAACAAAACAGGAAAAGACAAGGAUGAGGUCACCCUCUUCAACUUUAAUACUAAAGAAGAUAGAGUAGACCAAAUGCACUCACUCACAUGUAAAAGUCUGAAGCGAGCAAGCGGAGCAGUCGAUUUACAUAUCAGAUAUAACUGGGAAUAUAACACUGUCUCUACUGUUUUAUAUAUCGCAAACGUCAUGACGCGUUGCUCUUCAGAAAAUUUCAUUAGAAUUCCAAAAAAA